AUGCACGUAGGAUCCCCUGCAUGGAAACAGCAGGUGUCUCCGACUACCCGGAGGACGCAGAGCACUCCAAACAGGAACUUUAAAGGGAUUGAAAUCUGUUGCCUGUUCCACUAGGAAUAUUGUUUGCAAGGCACAAGGUGUCUUUUGGUAGUGAGCACCCUCUGCGCAUGCGCAGGUCCAUUCGGGAAUUACUGCCCAGCAGCCGACUAAGUUGCAUUCCUUGAAUCUUCGCAGAAAAGACAAUUCUUUAAUCAGAGUUAGUAAUGUGGACAGUACACAAUCGAGAGAGUUUGGGGCUUCUUUCUUUCCCUGUGAUGAUUGCCAUGGUCUGUUGUGCACACAGCGCCAAUGAACCCAGCAACAUGUCAUACGUGAAAGAGACAGUGGACAGAUUGCUCAAAGGAUAUGACAUUCGCUUGCGACCGGACUUUGGAGGGCCCCCCGUGGACGUCGGGAUGCGGAUCGAUGUCGCCAGCAUAGACAUGGUCUCCGAAGUGAACAUGGUCCUGAUGUCUUGGCAAGCCUACCUCCAAUCUGAUGUGACACUGCUGAUAGCAUUUGAACUGCAUCACAUUAAGCAAAAGUUGGAAAACUGCCUCUUUGUCGAAGCUGUGCAAUUUCUCAGUUCUCCCCGGAUAGCUAGGCAGCUCGUCACUCACAAUGAUAGCUCCAUUCACAAACUGACAUCAUAA
Messenger RNA from Galeopterus variegatus (Sunda flying lemur), 692 nucleotides. RefSeq names its product gamma-aminobutyric acid receptor subunit beta-1-like. Gene Ontology annotation, biological process: monoatomic ion transport. Gene Ontology annotation, molecular function: extracellular ligand-gated monoatomic ion channel activity. Gene Ontology annotation, cellular component: membrane. Bases 264 to 692 code for a protein of 142 amino acids. The record is from RefSeq and is a predicted model, not a curated record. The transcript has 5 exons. NCBI's taxonomy places the organism in Eukaryota, Metazoa, Chordata, Mammalia, Dermoptera, Cynocephalidae.